AUGGUCUCGGCCGAAGAACAGAAGGCGCAGACCAUCAAUGAACUCCAGGCCAACUGGGUCUGGGUUCCCAACUGGAUUGAUUCUUCCGAGGAGAACACAGCUGGAAGAGUUGUGAGGUUCACUCGUACGAUCAACCUGCCUUCCGCUUCGGACCGAGCACUGCUCCACUUCUCCGCGGAUACUAGGUAUAAGCUGUAUAUUAACGGCGUUCGGGCCGCGGUCGGGCCGGCACGAGGCCACAGCACCAUAUGGUAUUACGACACUCUCGACAUCGCGCCUUACUUGAAGGCUGGUGAUAAUGAGAUUGAGUUCGUUGUCAUCAGAUAUUUCGCUGCCUCACGGGCGGCGAUGCCGUUCGUGAGGACUUCAUUACCAGGACUUACAGUCAUUGGCAAUGUUGACGCUGGCGCUUCUAUCGCGAGCCUCAACUCCCGUGAUGGCUGGCUAGCCCAGGUCGACAACAGUAUUCUAUUCCCAACUGGGUUGAUCGACGAUGUAUUUCUUCAUAUCAACGAGCGCAUCACCCCUUGCGAGCCGACCGCAUUCGUCACGCCUGUAUCAUAUGGCUUCAAGACGUUGAACGGAGAACUAGCUCCAUGGAGGUUACGGCCUCGCGUCAUUCCUCUCCCCGAAGAAAGCCACGUCGAUGUCCACACGAUCCGAGCCUGUGAUAGUAGCAGCAGUAGUGGCGAUUGGAGCGCUUUCUUCUCCAAAGCUGUACCAUUGACCCUAGUGAACGGUUCAGUGCAUACUCUUGAUAUACAAGCAGAUGUUCACUCCACCGCUUUCGUCUCCUGGAGGUUUCGCGCACACAAGAAGUCUCAAGUCAAGCUGAAGAUAAUGUACUCGGAAGGCUACGAGCUUGAGCCGCGAGCAUACCCUUUUUUCCGAACCAAAGCCGAUCGUCUACAGACAGAAAAUGGCCACGUAAUCGGCCCGUUUGAUGAAGUUCUGCUUGACCUACCGGCUGGCCAAAUAGUCAAGUACGAGCCAUUCUGGUUUCGGACGUUUCGGGUUAUGCGCGUGCAAGUCACUGCCGGAAACGAACCAAUCGAAAUGUUUUCCUUCAGCGCAAGUCAAACCAACUACCCUAUUCAGCCAAAGGCAAGCUUGAAAACGCCAGGAGAUUCAGAUAUUGAGAAGAUAUGGGAUGUAUCGAUAAGAACAAUGCGGAACUGCAUGUUCGAUGGCUAUUCAGAUUGUCCAUUCUACGAACAGCUUCAGUACUCUGGUGACUCACGAUCUGUUGGUCUGUUCCAUUAUCUCCUAUCCGGCGACGACCGCUUGAUGCGCCAGGCCAUCACAAACUUUGCUGCGUCCAUUACCCCGGAAGGGCUGACUCAGUCCCGUUUCCCAUCACACGUACCACAGAUCAUUGCUGGCUUCUCCCUUUACUGGGUCUUACAAGUCUGCGACCAUCAUCUCUUUUUCGGCGAUACUUCAUACUCGCGUUCAUUCCUUCCCCGCAUAGACGGCGUCUUCGAAUUCUUCGACUCUCACAUCGAUCAAUUGGGUCUUGUCAGCGGGAUACCCGAGGAUGUAUGGCAGUACGUUGACUGGGUCACUACAUGGGGCGCAACGGACGACCACCCAGACAAGGGUGUACCUACUUCUGGUCGAAAAUCCAACCGCCACACCUACUUCAGCAUGCUGUACGCAUACGUGCUGAGACAUGCUGCCAAACUUGUACGCGACGUUGGUAGGCCCGGAUAUGCUGAGGAGUAUGAAGCCCGGGCGACAUCCGUCGUGGCAGCCGUACAGAAACAUUGCUACGAUGGGAGAUUUUUUACCGACUCUACAGCAGAUGUGGCAGACGAACUCUCAUAUUCACAACACUGCCAGGUGUUUGGCGUCUUGUGCGGUGCAGCACCAGCUGGAGAUCGGACGAGACUCCUAACCGAGUCCUUUGCCGACACGCGAUUUUCAAAGUGCUCGUAUGUCAUGAAGUUUUACGCCUUGAGAGCUUUUGCUCUCGCCGGUGACGAUGCUUAUGAUAGCUUCUGGGCAACUGUAUGGGACCCAUGGCGACAGAUGCUGAAGAACAACCUUUCCACGUGGGAAGAGGACGAUGUUCGGCAGCGCUCAGAUUGCCAUGCUUGGGGCAGUGUGCCGAUCUAUGAAUACUGCACUGAGUUACUGGGAUUGCGCCCAGUCGCGCCUGGGUGGUCAAAGGUUCUCUUCAAGCCACGUCUGCAAUUGAUCGACGAGAUUGAAGCCAAGGUAGCCAUUGGCAAGGACAAUGUCGCCACCGUCGAAUGGUGCACUAGUUCUGAUGGCAGGAAACAAGUCGUAGUAAAGUUUGAGAAACCUGUUGAUGUUGUAAGCCAGAUUGCCGGAGGAGGCGAAGAGGAACGCGGCUGUGUAGAUUGCAUAGAAUUGCGGGUUUGA
Messenger RNA from Neoarthrinium moseri, 2388 nucleotides. RefSeq lists its product as uncharacterized. The coding region runs from base 1 to 2388 and encodes 795 amino acids. The transcript is spliced from 4 exons. NCBI's taxonomy places the organism in Eukaryota, Fungi, Ascomycota, Sordariomycetes, Amphisphaeriales, Apiosporaceae. The record is from RefSeq and is a predicted model, not a curated record. Gene Ontology annotation, biological process: carbohydrate metabolic process.